Messenger RNA from Fusarium venenatum, 393 nucleotides. RefSeq lists its product as uncharacterized. The record is from RefSeq and is a predicted model, not a curated record. NCBI's taxonomy places the organism in Eukaryota, Fungi, Ascomycota, Sordariomycetes, Hypocreales, Nectriaceae.
AUGUGCUUAUUCAACCUCUUCUCAAAACACGAAGAAACGAAUGACCUACCACCACCAAGACCUACAACUCUUGGUCGAAGAACACCAGAAGCCACAUCCAGACUCCAAGGAAGCAAAUUCUCCAGCGACGCCAGCAGAAGAUCAUCUUCAGACAACCACAAAUACGGCCAUGGCUCUGGCAAUGGAUCAUUGGGCGUUGGCGGGCCACAUGACGGACCACAUGGUGGUAUAUAUGGCGGAGUGAAUGGAGGCAUUUAUUCUGGUGUCAGUGGAGGCCCCAACGGAGGAGUCAAUGGUGGUGUUUACGGAGGCGUCUCGGGGACUUCGAGCGGUGGUGGUCUUGCACCUGGUGGAAUGGGAACGUCACCUGGAGGAGGAUAUGGAUAUUUGUGA